Molecule: messenger RNA, 2643 nt
Organism: Falco peregrinus (peregrine falcon)
Lineage: Eukaryota; Metazoa; Chordata; Aves; Falconiformes; Falconidae
Product: leukocyte elastase inhibitor
Exons: 7
Coding region: 353-1489 (378 amino acids)
Biological process (GO): negative regulation of endopeptidase activity
Molecular function (GO): serine-type endopeptidase inhibitor activity
Source: RefSeq, a predicted model, not a curated record
GGUUUGGGUAUUUUCGUUUGGGUUGGUUUGUUCGUUUAGCGGAGAGCUCGGUAAAACCGCACAGCAGGGAUGCGGGGCGUUUGUCCGUCUGGCGGUGGAAGCAGAUAGUGUUAUCUUGCAAUUCCUGUAGAAGGGCCGUGCUGGAAACACGCAAGCUCUGGUGUAAACUCCUCCAUGUUUUGUGUCUGCGCAGUGUUUGUAACACCACUGCUGGGCUGCUGCCCUGGUUGCUGAGGGCAGAUGCACGAGUGCCUGUAUCUGAAACUCCUUGAGGAAACAAGCUAGGAGCUGCCAAAUCCAAAAGUCCUGCUGCAAGCGAGCAAAAGGAAGCAGGACUGAGCUGGCUACGACCAUGGAGAACCUGCGUAAUGCCAACAGCAGAUUCGCACUUGAUCUGCUCAGAAGGUUUAAUGAGACCAACCCAACAGGAAACAUUUUCUUCUCUCCUGUCAGUGUCUCUGCUGCUUUGGCCAUGGUCCUUCUAGGGGCCAAAGGUAAUACAGAGGCCCAGGUGCUGAAGACGCUUCAUUUUGACAAAGUUGAAGAUAUUCACUCGAGAUUCCACGCUCUGACUACGGAUAUAAACAGGAGCAAUGCUCCCUAUCUCUUACGGCUUGCCAAUCGGCUUUUUGGAGAGAAGUCCUACAGCUUCUUGCCGAGUUUCCUGACUAAUACUCAGAAAUUAUAUGGAGCUGAUUUGGCUGCAGUUGACUUCCUUCAUGCUUGUGAUGAAGCCAGGAAAGAAGUUAACAAGUGGGUAGAGGAGAAAACUGAAGGUAAAAUCCCUAAUCUGCUGUCUGAAGGCUCAGUUGAUAACACGACCAGGCUCAUACUGGUGAAUGCUAUUUAUUUCAAAGGAAGCUGGGCAGAGAAAUUUAGAGAAGCUGACACCACUGACAUGCCAUUUCGCUUAAAUAAGACUGAAAGAAAGACAGUGAAAAUGAUGUAUCAGAAAAAUAAAUUUUGUUUUGGGUACAUCCCUGAAGUUAAGAUCCGUGUUUUAGAGCUGCCUUAUGAUGGAAGAGAACUUAGCAUGAUCAUCCUGUUACCUGAUGACAUUGAAGAUGACUCCACUGGACUGCAGAAGCUGGAAAAGCAGCUUACCUUAGAGAAACUCCAGGAAUGGACAUGUCCAGAGCAUCUAUAUUCCACUGACGUUCAUGUGCGUUUGCCAAAGUUUAAGCUAGAGGAAAGCUAUGACCUUACAUCAGAUUUAGCUGCUAUGGGCCUGUUGGAUGUAUUUGACAGUGGCAAGGCUAACUUGUCUGGAAUGUCAGGGGCACGUGACCUCUUUCUCUCUAAAAUUGUCCACAAGGCUUUUGUAGAAGUGAAUGAGGAAGGCACGGAAGCUGCAGCUGCUACUGCUGGCAUUGCUAUGCUCUGCAUGGUGAUGGAAGAAGAUUUCAACGCUGACCAUCCUUUCCUUUUCUUUAUUCGCCACAACCCAACGCAAAGCAUACUUUUCUUUGGCAGAUAUACUUCUCCAUAAAAGAGAACUUAGCAUUUGCAGACCAGUUCCUUCUGUAGUUAAUAAAAGCUUUGCUCCUGAAUGGGUUGGAUGUAGAAAGUUUGUAUGUAGAAAGUUAAUGCUCCUGUUCCUAGUAACUUUGACUGAAAUUCUGCCUUUCCCGUUAAUACAAUCCCAGAGAAACUGAGGGGUAUUUUAUUUUUCUUUCUUGAGAUUGACACUGUCUUUAAUAACUAGGAAAAUCUUAGCUGCAGCAGAAGAAAUCUUUUGAAAUUUGACUAGAAAUACUCUUGGAAGGAUCUUUGUCUUUCAAAGCACAGGACCACCCUGCAUGCAUCCUUGCAUGGGUUUCUGUGUGUUGACAGCCCCAUGUUGUAGUAACUUAAAAUAAUCCAGUCAUUUCUUGUGCACAUAUACUAGGAUGUUCUUGCAAAGCUAUUCCUCCCCUGAAGUCUUGCUUUUCAAAAAUACCUGAACAAAAUACUCCCAGGCACCAAAAGGCAUGUUCCUGAACAGCUGAGUUUACCCAGUUCUGUCGUGAAAUAGAAGGUCAGAUAACAUUUGUUUAGAGACAUCUAUUAAUAGAGAAAGGAUUAAGCUAUUUAAACAAAACUAACCCCUUGCAGUUAUUAGCCAAAAAACUUGCAACACAGCUUUUGAAUGAGGAGGAUAAAUGAGUAACAACUUCAGGUGACAUGCUUAAAGAGAUUUUUAAAAUGUAUAGUGUGGUGCCAUUUUAGUUACUGAAAACGUGAAAAUGUGUCGGGGCUUAAGAGGUUUUGGGUGCUAGAAGCUAAUGGGUGCCUUUCUGCAUGUUCAGGAGCUUUCAAUACAACACUAGAUGCUGGCCACACAGCUUUGCAGAGGAUGACUGUGUAUAAUCUGCAGUAAAUGUCUGAUACGUCUCUUUAUCUACAAGGAUUCGACAUUUAUUGAGCUGACUUCCAUUGAGUUUUACAACUGUAACACAACUAUACAACAGCCAUAUGCCUGGGAGCCACUGUAAUUACAUACUGGUAGUGUUCUGUGUUUAUUUCUGGAGGUUAUUUGCUUGUAUCGUGUAUGUCUUGGGUACCGUAAUGUUUACCUGUACAACCUUAGUUUGAAGUGGGCCACAAUAAUUUGUUGAAUUAAAAGCUGUAUAUGCUUUUUGUCUUUCUUCAAACAACAAAUAA